This is a messenger RNA of Megalops cyprinoides (Indo-Pacific tarpon), 2668 nucleotides long. RefSeq names its product V-type proton ATPase catalytic subunit A-like. Gene Ontology annotation, molecular function: proton-transporting ATPase activity, rotational mechanism; ATP binding; ATP hydrolysis activity. Lineage: Eukaryota; Metazoa; Chordata; Actinopteri; Elopiformes; Megalopidae. The transcript is spliced from 15 exons. The coding region runs from base 348 to 2201 and encodes 617 amino acids. The record is from RefSeq and is a predicted model, not a curated record. Gene Ontology annotation, biological process: ATP metabolic process; proton transmembrane transport. Gene Ontology annotation, cellular component: lysosomal membrane; proton-transporting V-type ATPase, V1 domain.
AUAUGGCGGUUGUCUACCGAUACGUCACUGAUUAUUUCUGUUACAGCGACGCAGGUCCUUAACAAAGUGCACAGAAACUGCUCCAGGACCAGUUCUUGGGAUCAACAUUUAAUGCCAGGGAUACUGGGAAACUGCUCUCGAUGGGCGACAUUUUGGCUCUCAGGAGCCGCUCAUCUUAAACGUUCUCCUAUACAUUUGGAACCACAAUGGUGCCUACUUUCACCUUGUACAAGUCGUGCUGUUUACCUGAGCGAGAUCAGCUGACUCGGAUGCACUUGGAUUGCUGUCAUUACGUGUAGCAGAGGAAGGGAAAGGGUACUGCACCAUUCAUUGUGAAGAUACACAGAAUGGAUCUGUCCAAGUUGCCCCGGAUUCGCGAUGAGGAGAGGGAGGGCCAGUUUGGAUACGUGCAUGGGGUGUCUGGACCAGUUGUGACUGCGUCCAGCAUGGCGGGCGCGGCCAUGUACGAGUUGGUCCGCGUGGGACACAGUGAGCUGGUUGGGGAGAUCAUCCGUCUGGAGGGGGACAUGGCCACCAUUCAGGUGUAUGAGGAAACCUCGGGUGUGUCUGUGGGAGACCCUGUCUUGCGCACGGGGAAGCCCCUCUCCGUGGAACUGGGGCCUGGGAUCAUGGGGUCCAUCUUUGACGGAAUUCAGCGCCCGCUGAAGGACAUCAAUGAUCUAACAAAAAGUAUCUACAUCCCCCGUGGCGUCAACAUUGGGGCCCUCAACAGGGACAUUAAGUGGGAGUUCUCUCCCAACAAUAACCUGAGGGUGGGCAGUCAUAUUACAGGGGGAGAUAUCUAUGGCAUGGUGUUUGAGAACUCCCUAAUCAAGCACAAGAUCAUGCUCCCUCCACGAAGCAGGGGUACCGUCACCUACGCAGCUCCCCCAGGGAACUACGAUGUCUCAGACGUAGUGCUGGAGCUGGAGUUUGAGGGGGUGAAGGAGAAGUUCACCAUGGUCCAGGUGUGGCCGGUACGACAGGUGCGGCCUGUCACCGAGAAGCUGCCUGCCAAUCAUCCCCUGCUGACUGGUCAGAGAGUGCUGGACGCCCUAUUCCCGUGUGUCCAGGGCGGGACCACUGCCAUCCCAGGAGCCUUUGGAUGUGGGAAAACGGUUAUCUCGCAGUCCCUCUCCAAAUACUCUAACAGUGAUGUCAUCAUCUAUGUGGGCUGUGGAGAACGUGGUAACGAGAUGUCUGAAGUCCUGCGAGAUUUCCCUGAGCUCACCAUGGAGGUGGACGGGAAGGUGGAGAGCAUCAUGAAGAGAACAGCUUUGGUGGCCAACACCUCAAACAUGCCUGUGGCUGCCCGAGAGGCCUCAAUCUACACAGGGAUCACGCUAUCAGAGUACUUCAGAGACAUGGGCUACAAUGUUAGCAUGAUGGCAGACUCAACCUCACGGUGGGCCGAGGCACUCAGAGAGAUCUCCGGGCGAUUAGCAGAGAUGCCGGCUGACAGCGGGUACCCUGCUUACCUGGGUGCCCGUUUGGCAUCCUUUUAUGAACGCGCGGGCCGAGUGAAAUGCCUGGGCAACCCCGAGAGAGAGGGCAGCGUCAGCAUCGUGGGGGCUGUAUCACCCCCUGGUGGUGAUUUCUCAGACCCUGUGACAUCAGCUACUCUGGGUAUUGUGCAGGUGUUUUGGGGUCUGGAUAAGAAGCUGGCUCAGCGGAAGCACUUUCCUUCAGUGAACUGGCUGAUAAGCUACAGCAAGUACACACGGGCGCUGGAUGAGUACUACGACAAGCACUUCCCUGAGUUUGUGCCGCUGCGCACCAAAGCCAAGGAGAUCCUCCAGGAGGAGGAGGACCUGGCUGAGAUCGUGCAGCUUGUAGGAAAGGCAUCGCUUGCUGAAACAGACAAGAUCACCCUGGAAGUUGCAAAGUUGAUUAAGGAUGACUUCCUGCAGCAGAACGGCUACACCCCCUAUGACAGGUUCUGUCCCUUCUACAAGACAGUGGGUAUCCUGUCCAACAUGAUUGCUUUCUAUGACAUGGCACGGCACGCUGUGGAGACCACCGCGCAAAGCGACAACAAGAUCACCUGGGCCAUCAUCCGGGAGCACAUGGGAGAGAUUCUCUACAAGAUCAGCUCCAUGAAGUUCAAGGACCCUGCGAAGGAGGGCGAGGCCAAAAUUAAGGCAGACUAUGCCCAGCUCCUGGAGGACAUGCAGAACUCCUUCCGCAGUCUGGAGGACUGAGCCCUAACCUCCGUUGCACUACUGUGCAGUAUUGUAGCUCUACCCAGUCCCUGCUGUGUGUCUCUCCCUGCUCUGCAGUACUUCAUUACUACAGAAUCACAUUCCCACUAGUUUCUUUUUUUAUAUGUACUAUUAUUACUGAGGUGCUUGUAAAAUCCUGACCCCUUUCCUGUCUGUCAGGGGGACUGUAGGUGGCUUGUGGACUCUCACUCUCCUUGUGGUGGGGCUAGGAGAACAAUGAAAGCACUUGUAGCAAGCCCCCACUCCUGAGUGCACAUUCCCAGGACUGAAGUGAAGAUCAACGUGGCCUCCCAUGGUUUUUGUCCUGUCAUAGGGGAGUACUGUUCUCUUAUUUAUUCGACAGUUGAGACUGUUUCGAAUGUGUUAGUCCUAUUCUGUGUUCUCCAUCUCAGUUUCACUUGUAGCUAUUUGUGAUGUGUGUUUGAGCCCUGAAGAAUAAAAUUAUU